This is a messenger RNA of Carassius gibelio (silver crucian carp), 1329 nucleotides long. RefSeq names its product pre-mRNA-splicing factor 38A-like. The transcript has 10 exons. The record is from RefSeq and is a predicted model, not a curated record. Bases 113 to 1054 code for a protein of 313 amino acids. NCBI's taxonomy places the organism in Eukaryota, Metazoa, Chordata, Actinopteri, Cypriniformes, Cyprinidae. Gene Ontology annotation, cellular component: precatalytic spliceosome.
GUUGCCUUGCGGAUGUGACGACCGCUUUUCCCCGGAAGUCAUUCUUCGAUAUUUCUCUAAUAUGGCACAUUAGCGUUAAGAUUAACCGUUCGUUCAUUUACAAUUUUGAACCAUGGCUAACAGAACAGUAAAAGAUGCCAACAGUAUACAUGGAACGAAUCCUCAGUAUCUUGUCGAGAAGAUUAUAAGGACACGUAUUUAUGAGUCCAAGUACUGGAAAGAGGAAUGUUUUGGACUUACAGCUGAGCUUGUCGUGGACAAAGCAAUGGAGCUGAAGUUUGUUGGUGGGGUAUAUGGAGGAAACAUCAAGCCAACUCCAUUCUUAUGCCUGACCCUAAAGAUGCUGCAGAUCCAGCCUGAAAAGGACAUUAUUGUGGAAUUCAUCAAGAAUGAAGAUUUCAAGUAUGUCCGUUUGCUUGGAGCAAUGUAUAUGCGCCUGACUGGAACUUCUGUGGAUUGCUACAAGUAUUUAGAGCCAUUAUACAAUGACUACAGAAAAAUCAAAAGCCAGAACAGAAAUGGAGAGUUUGAGUUGAUGCACGUUGAUGAGUUUAUAGAUGAGCUGCUUCAUGCCGAGCGAGUGUGUGACGUUAUCCUCCCUAGAUUUCAGAAGAGACAGGUUUUGGAAGAAGCAGAGCUGCUGGAUACUCGUAUUAGUGCUCUGGAAGAAGAUCUAGAUGAGGUGGAGACCAGUGAGGAAGAGGAUGAGGAAGAAGAGAAGCCAGAGAAAGUUCAUACACCAGAGCCACACAGAAGAAGUUACAGAGAUGUGGACCGACCACGCAGGUCACCUUCUCCACGCUAUAGACGCAGCCGCUCACCCAGAAGACGGAGCAGAUCACCUAAAAGACGAAGUCCAUCACCCAGACGUGAUCGAGAUCGGGACCGUCACCGCAGCAAAAGUCCCCGUAGACACCGCAGCAGAUCCAGGGACAGAAAGCAUCGCUCCAGAUCUCCAGGUCACCACAAAAGUCACCGGCAUCGCACUCACUCUAAGUCCCCAGAGAGUCGGUCAAAGAAGAGCCACAAGAGAAGUCGAAGAGGAAACGAGUGAAUUUUUGUUUGUUUGUUUUUGUACAGAUAUUUUUGUGCUUUGUAAUAUAUGGAGAAACAGUGCAAUUUAUGUCAUAAAAAGCUUGAUCAUAUUCUGUAUAAACUGCCCAUCUAAAUUUUGUCAUCAUAUGUUUUUGAUGCUGUUUUGUACAUUUAAUUGAAAUUUACAACCAGGAAUUGCAGGGGGGGUUUUUUCAUCCUGAAUUAACUAUUGUGUAAAUUAAACAUUUGAUGUAAUGUAAGACAAUGAUUGAAAGAAAAUUUCCUUUGCUGUUA